AUGGCCGGCAAAGGCCCACAUUGUUCAUUCGUUCUUCUCGCCGAGUUUGACAUUGAUAGUGGUGCCCAGCUCACAUACCAGUUCCCUCAGCCGCUGGGAACAGACGAGGGUUUGCUUGCAAAUCUUAUGCUUCCAGAUGGGGCGGAGAGGCACCUCGAAGAUUGGACCAUCUUCUUCCUCAACCAAACGCCGUUCAACACCAUUGCACCAGUUCUUGCUUUGGAGACGGAAACGAGCGACAAUCAGUCAAACGGAGAGGACGGAAGCCCGGAACUUCUAUAUGUCCUCAACCUGGUGCGGACGAAGCAUGACAAGUCAGUUCGGAGAGGUGCCGUAGUGAAAGCGAUGGCUAUUUGCACACGACAUCCAUUUAUCCAAAUCUUUAAGCCCGUUCUCCUCCUCGCACUUGACGACUAUUUCGCAAACCCAUCCCAAGAAUGUCUUGCGCGUCUAUUCGAUGCGAUUAACUCGAUGAACAUCAGUGCUGCGCCUACACUUACACGAUGUGAAAAACUAAUCAUGCGCGCCUCAGAGCGCAAAGACAUCUUUGCGGAGAAGUUCUCCACUCAUAUACCACCGCUUCCUCUCAAAGCUGCACACAAGACGACAGGCUCAAAUGGCUCACAUUCAUCUGAAGACGGGGUUCUCAUCAGUGCUCGCGCGCGCUCUACAACAGCUGCCUCUGAUCCUAACCCCACCAAUCCAUCCUCUCCAUCGGACAGCUCGUUCAGCCUUGGUGGGAGUGCAGUAUGGGUGAAUGAUGACAGCGUCAUAAUUGAUGGUCAAGUGGGUGUUGCAAUAGGUGCAGGCCCAGGAAGCGUCGGUGGCGCUUCAGUGAGCGGUAGCAGUGUUCUUACUAGCCGCGGGCGGCGUAGCACUGAUACAAGCUCGAACUCGAGCCACGCUUAUAGUGGUGGCGCAAUACCCACAUCAUCCGACCCACAUUUGCGGUCGGGAAUAUCCAAAGAUACCCAUUUCUUUCAGACAAGCAUUGCAUACAAAGGACAUACCCUGCCAAUCAAAUUGCCUCUGGCCACCUUUCCUGAGGAAGUCGGAGAGUAUUCCCUAAUACAACUAAUACAAACGUUUUCUGCGCCUCUCAUCACAAUCUCCGGACCACUACACCCACAUCUACACACGAACGGAAUUCUCACGCACCCAAUAAUAAUUCUUUUUAACGCGCUCGUUACUGGCAAACGCAUCCUCUUCCUUGGACAUAACAUUCCUGCUGGACAAGUUGCUAAUUACGUCCUAUCUGCUUGCGCCCUGGGUUCUGGAUGUGGUGCGGUACUACGAGGAUUCAUUGAGCGGUCAUUUCCUUACGCAGGACUCGCGGGCGGCGAGGACUGGUUUUCAAUGCCGGCAUACAUAGCAGGCGUAACUAAUCCUAUCUUCGAAACCAGUGGAUCCUGGGAUCUUUUGAUGGACAUCGGUACAGGUCGUGUUGUCGUGCACAAGGACAUACAUAUAUCUUUCCCAACUACGAUGGCACCGCCUGCACUUGUCAACCCAAUGAUUCCACGUCCAAUAAAGGCAGAAAAUUCGACCGGGAGCGAGGAUGACAUCCAGCGUAUCGCCACUCGAGACGGGAAGGAUGGGAACCAGAAGAGCGAGUUCGCGGCGAAGCAAGACAGCUUGGAUAACAUGUUCAUUGAGGAUCUGAUUUCGGCAAUCACCUCGCAUUUCGGGGAGACGCUGGUACGGAUGCGAUUCACGGAGUACGUCGCGCGCUUCGUUCGGCUGGCGUCGCGGUACGAGGAGCUCGCUGUGGGAUCGACAAAGCUUGGAUAUGGUAGCGCACCAUUUUCAGACGGGUCCCUAGGUAGCGGCAUCGUGUUUCCGGAUGAGGGAGCUGCAUUUAAGGAGCUUACUGCGAACGCAAGUCGGAUUGAGGGUUGGCGAAGGAGCAAGUCCUAUCAAUACUGCGUCCAGGAUUUCAAAAAAUAUAGAGCAACCGCUGCUAUCCAGGGAUUCGACUUAUCGCAUCAACUUUUAAGAUUGCGGCUGCUCAUCGUGCGUUCAAUAGCAGACAACUUACGGACAUACGAACAAAUAGUUGAGGUGAGCAUUCUCACAUUCUGGACUGUUGGCUUCCUCACUUUUAUGCCACCACAUUCCGGAGGGUUACAGCCUCUGAGUUUUUGCCUAUUCCACCAUCAAGAAUCUAUUCGGGAAGCCACCGUUGAUAUUUUCAAUGAGCUGCGUCAGAAUCCCGCUGGGGUGAUCUUUCUGCAAGCUCUGAAUCACUUCCAGAGGUAUGCCUAUGUUCGGCAAGCACACGCUCGUGAAUCACGCAUGAAGGAUGUGACCCAUGGUCUGGCCCCGCCACCUCACUUGGUAUCACGGACGCCGUCCAACCGCAGUGAAGUCAGUCUAGGGGGGAUGUGA
Molecule: messenger RNA, 2388 nt
Organism: Suillus subaureus
Lineage: Eukaryota; Fungi; Basidiomycota; Agaricomycetes; Boletales; Suillaceae
Product: spindle pole body interacting protein
Exons: 11
Coding region: 1-2388 (795 amino acids)
Biological process (GO): actin cortical patch localization
Cellular component (GO): plasma membrane
Source: RefSeq, a predicted model, not a curated record